AAAUACACGCGAAAAGGUGUUCUUUUUCAUAUGGGUCCUCCCACAAGUCAGAUACAAUGUCACAUGUGUGGAUCUUUUGAUACAAAUUUGUUCAUGCUAACAUUUUAACUUUAUUUGAGAAGAAACAAAAACAAUUGUCUUUGGUAGAAAACAAAAUGUGUCUAAAAUUUGAGAUGGCGAUUAUUUAUUCGUGUCUUACAGUUUUGAUUUUCUGGACUUAUCCAGCCUCUGGACAAUUUACGGAUUGUGGCGGACAGCUUUCAGCCGAUCCAGCAAGCAAUGGGACACUGACAUCACCAAAUUUCCCUAACAAUUACCCUAACGAUGCAGACUGCACCUGGACAAUUAGAUGCAGCGGAACCGAUCAGAAUGUUACUAUCACGUUCGAUACCUUUAUAUUAGAAGGAGGCGACUGUUUUCUUUAUGACUGGGUCACAAUUGAUAACGGUGAGAACAUUGGAAAUGGUGAUCUUGGACGAUUUUGUGGAAUACUUACAUCGAUCGACGAAAUUGUAAGCCAUGAGAGUGUUGUGACUAUCCAUUUUAGGAGUGACAGCGAAUUUGUCCAAACAGGUUUCAACUUAACAUACACUUGCACUGGGAUAACGGACCCCCCGGCAACGGAUCCCCCGGCAACGGACCCACCGGCAACGGACCCCCCGACAACGGAUCCCCCGGCAACGGACCCACCGGCAACGGAUCCCCCGGCAACGGACCCACCGGCAACGGAUCCCCCAAUUCCUGGGGACUCAGAAAGUGAGGAAUCGGACUCAGAAAGUGAAUCAGAUUCAUGACCAGACGACAGAGAUGACAACAAUAUCCAGAUGACAAUAUAGAACUUAGCUGAAUUUGUGUAUGCUACUAAAGCUUCAAAAUACUUAAUAAAGUAUAAUUGCAUCUU
Mercenaria mercenaria is the source of this 901-nucleotide messenger RNA. Its product is annotated as dorsal-ventral patterning tolloid-like protein 1. Lineage: Eukaryota; Metazoa; Mollusca; Bivalvia; Venerida; Veneridae. Bases 156 to 794 code for a protein of 212 amino acids. The transcript is spliced from 5 exons. The record is from RefSeq and is a predicted model, not a curated record.